CAAAAUGCUAGAGCCUAGAGGUCAAAUGAAGAUGUAGUCAAGAACUUAGUUUUCUAAGCCACACCCUAUUUUUCUAUGCUAACGCCCUGUUAGAUUCAAAAGAAGUGCUUUUCAUUACAGUAAGUCUCUAAAGACCUAUUCCAAUUCAAAUACUAGUUAAUUCGUCAAGUGCUGCCCAUGAGAUCAUCUCCUCCUUCCCCUACAGAAAUUUCAAUCAGUGACCAAUACAUAUCUGUAUCUCAGAAAAUCUCUGUACGCAGCUUUCAUGAGCCUUCAUCCUGUCUAACAAGAAAUUCGUCCCGAGCAACAACAAAAGCUUGUAAACAGUUGUCACCAUGGAACCGAUUUUCAUUUCUCUCUACCUCUCCUUGUUUCUCCACAUCCUCACUCUCCUAGAGGCCGGUCAGUCGCCACCUAUAUACACUCCGGCGGAUGAUAUCACCCUCGACUGUGGCAAUUUGGGGCAACACUCGAAUAGCUAUGACCCCAGGAUUUGGAGUGGAGACAUCAACUCAACAUUUUCCCCCAAACAAGAUGGUGACAGUAACGCCACAUCCCAAUUCAGAAAAGCACCUCCGUCGUUAUCACAAUCCGCCAGCCAAGUCCCUUACACCACUGCCCGCCUUUCUUACUCGGAAUUCACUUACAGAAUUCCUCUUUCUCCCGGGAAAAAGUUCAUCCGCUUGCAUUUCAACCCGGCUUCAUACCCAGACUUCCACAUCUCCAACUCCCUCUUCUCUGUCACAGCUAGCCACUACAUCCGCGGCUACAUCCUCCUCAAAGACUUCAGAGCUUACAUCACUGCCGACGAUGCUUACAGGGAGAUGCCGCUCAUGAGAGAAUUCUGCGUCAACAUAGAGACACAACAUAGUUUGAACAUCACAUUCAGUCCCAGCAAAGAUGCAUACGCUUUCAUCAAUGGGAUUGAAAUCGUGUCUAUGCCCUCCAAAAUUUACACCACUUCAGUUCUUUCCAUCGGCAGUGAUAGCCCUUAUUCAUUCGAAAGCAGAAUAGCUCUGGACAUGGUGUACCGAAUCAACAUAGGCGGAAAGCCAAUCAACACUACUGAAGACACCGGAAUGUACCGGAAAUGGGACGCUGCCGACGACAUGUAUUUGGAUGGUUUUAGUAAAAAAUACAGCGUGCUAGCACAGAACAAUACAGUUGAGCUCAAUUUUGUCGAAACUCCAGAGUACUCUGCUCCAAAAGAAGUUUACAAUACAGGUCGGUCCCUGUGGAUGAACAAUACUAUCAACAAGAGUUACAAUCUCACUUGGUCAUUUCCUGUAGACUCUAACUUCUCCUACCUGGUUAGAUUGCAUUUUUGUGAGUUUGAGUCUGACGUUACCAAGAGCGGAGAGAGGACAUUUGUAAUUUACCUAGCCAAUCAAACUGCUGAACAAGGAGCAGACGUAAUUCUAUGGAGUGGUGGAAAUGGGAUACCAACACUCAGAGACUACACCUUGCUCAUGCUUGGCCCUGGAAGCCAGAAAAAAGUUAAUCUCUCUAUUGCAUUGCAAGCAUCCCGAGUAGAUGGGUUGACCGAAUACAAGGAUGCAAUGUUGAAUGGACUCGAAAUCUUCAAGCUAAUUGACCCAAAAGGUGAUCUCAAAACCAACCCAGACCCAACAAUGACACCGCAUAGUAAAUCGUUUCCUGUGCUUGUCCUCGUUGCUGGUGUAGUUUCCAGCAUACUUGUGUUCUCUGUCCUCGGAUACUUGGUUUUCAGGAAAAGAUGGAAAGUCAAGGACCCUGACUACAGGAUAAGGAAGUUCACGACCACCCCCGGGUCAUCAUAUCCGUGUCGCUACUUUUCACUGGCAGAGAUCAAAGCCGCCACCAAAAACUUCAGUGAUGCUUUUAUCAUUGGAGGUGGAGGUUUUGGUAAUGUAUAUAAAGGAUGCAUUGAUGGUGGUGCCACUCCAGUUGCAAUCAAACGGCUGAAACCAGAAUCAUCCCAAGGUGUCCGUGAGUUUGAGACUGAAAUUGAGAUGCUCUCCCAACUCCGUCAUCGCCAUUUGGUUUCACUCAUUGGAUGUUGUACUGAUAAAGGAGAGAUGAUCUUAGUGUAUGAUUACAUGGCACAAGGGACCCUCCGUGACCAUCUCUACCACACUAAUACUCCACCUCUUCUUUGGGAACAACGGCUUCAGAUUUGUAUUGGUGCAGCUAGAGGAUUGCAGUACCUCCAUAGUGGUGUGAAGGGCACCAUCAUUCACCGAGAUGUGAAGAGCACAAACAUCUUAUUGGAUGACAACUGGGUGGCCAAGGUUUCAGAUUUCGGGCUGUCCAAAGGCACAACAAACAUGGCCAAAACCCACAUCAGCACGAUUGUGAAAGGCAGUUUCGGGUAUCUGGAUCCAGAAUACUACCGACGACAACAUCUGACUGAGAAGUCAGACGUCUACUCAUUUGGUGUAGUUCUGUGCGAGGUAUUAUGUGCAAGGCCAGCAGUGAUACAUACAGAAGAGCUGAGGCAAGCCAGCCUGGCUGAGUGGGCCAAGAGCUGUCAUCAGAACGGAGAACUUGAUCAAAUCAUUGAUCCAAGUUUGAGAUGUAAGAUUGCAGCCGGGUGCUUGAAUAUAUUCUCUGAUGUAGCUAUCAGUUGCAUGCAUGAUGAUGGGACCAAACGGCCAUCUAUGAAUGAUGUUGUAAGAGGGCUUGAGCUUGCUUUGGACCUUCAACCGAGCGCAGAGGGGAACAUCAACUGCACUGAAAGGACUGGUAAAACUGAAACAAACAGUAGUGAGCAAAGUUGUGCAAACAACAAUUCCAUUAUAUGCAUAUCUGGGACAAUCUUUUCUGAGAUCAACAACCCAAGUGGGAGAUGAGACUGUUCCCCUACAAUUUUCUCUGGAAUACAAUGUUAGUUGUAAGGUAAGAAAUACGCUACGUCUAAUACUUCAAUGAAUCUAAACCCAGCAAUGCAAUAUCAGUUGAAAUGAGUAUUCAAAUCAGAUAACAGUGCAUUCUAAAUUAUCAUCCUUUGCAAAAUUCCCAUAAGUAUCACCAAUGUAUAGAAUUUCAGAAGCGACUAUUUCCAGUCAAGUGAAACAGAAAUGAUAUGAGCACUCAAAUAGUCAUAUAGAAAGCAUAAAAUGGUAAUGCCUUUGUAAUUGCACAAAAUUU
Molecule: messenger RNA, 3129 nt
Organism: Rosa rugosa (rugosa rose)
Lineage: Eukaryota; Viridiplantae; Streptophyta; Magnoliopsida; Rosales; Rosaceae
Product: receptor-like protein kinase FERONIA
Exons: 1
Coding region: 336-2831 (831 amino acids)
Biological process (GO): protein phosphorylation
Molecular function (GO): ATP binding; protein kinase activity
Source: RefSeq, a predicted model, not a curated record